Cornus florida is the source of this 655-nucleotide messenger RNA. RefSeq names its product large ribosomal subunit protein eL33w-like. Gene Ontology annotation, cellular component: ribosome; cytosolic large ribosomal subunit. Gene Ontology annotation, biological process: cytoplasmic translation; ribosomal large subunit biogenesis. The coding region runs from base 76 to 414 and encodes 112 amino acids. Lineage: Eukaryota; Viridiplantae; Streptophyta; Magnoliopsida; Cornales; Cornaceae. Gene Ontology annotation, molecular function: structural constituent of ribosome. The record is from RefSeq and is a predicted model, not a curated record. The transcript has 5 exons.
AGCAAAUUUUUAGGGUUUUAGGAUUCAUAUUUGCAGGCGUCUCUGGUAUUCUGAGCACCCAACCCUCCAGCGAAAAUGGUCAAGGGACGUCAAGGAGAGCGUGUCAGACUCUACGUUAGAGGAACUGUUCUCGGUUACAAGAGGUCGAAGUCGAAUCAGUACCCAAGCACGUCGCUGGUUCAGAUCGAGGGCGUGAACACGAAGGAGGAGGUGGCAUGGUACCUCGGGAAGCGCAUGGCGUACAUCUACAAGGCGAAAGUGAAGAAGGACGGAUCGCACUAUCGAUGCAUUUGGGGAAAGGUCACUAGGCCUCACGGUAACACUGGUGUUGUUAGAGCCAAGUUCAAGUCCAACCUACCUCCUAAAUCCAUGGGAGCUAGAGUUAGGGUUUUCAUGUAUCCAAGCAAUAUGUGAGUUUCUCCGGAGGUGAAGGUUUCAAAUUGAGGUCAUUGGUUACUUAGGAGGGUUUGAACACAAGAUCAAGUCCAUUAGUGAUCAAAGGGAUCUGUAUUUUUCUUAAAAGUGUUUAGAGGUUUCAAGUGUCUCGUGCCUUUUGGGAUACAUUAGUACUUUAUUCUGCUAUCAUUUGUUUGAAAGAAGGAUAGACUAUUAAAUUGAAUGCGACUAAUUUUAGACCUUUGCUUGAUUUUCUGCA